Messenger RNA from Verticillium alfalfae VaMs.102, 3531 nucleotides. RefSeq names its product transmembrane and coiled-coil domain-containing protein. The coding region runs from base 1 to 3531 and encodes 1176 amino acids. The record is from RefSeq and is a predicted model, not a curated record. Lineage: Eukaryota; Fungi; Ascomycota; Sordariomycetes; Glomerellales; Plectosphaerellaceae. The transcript is spliced from 2 exons.
AUGGCGGGCCCUGCCGAAUCCGACAGUCCUACCUCGCACAAACCGACCACCGAGAACCAGCCAAGCCCUAAGCAGCAAGAGAAGGUCGGCGAAGCGGCCUCCAAGCCUUCGCAUGCAGCCCCUCCGGUAGCCGAGCCAGUCGAGCUUGACGACUUUGGCCUGCCUGUUAAGAAAUACAUCGCGCCGACAAUCAUGCCCGACGAGACAUCCAACGAUGCGUCCCUGGCGAAGCCGAACGAACCUGAGACACUGCCGAACGGCAAGGCGCCAGUGGUUUCCGCAAAGCCACCUGCCGCAGCGCAGUCGAGCACUGAAGCCUCGGACGAUGAUGACGAGUUCAAGGAUGCAAACUCGAGGGUCGCAACCCCGCAGCCGCAGGUUUCUGUCAAAGAAGUGACGUUCGAAAAGGGGGCCGCUGCACCAACGCCUCACGUCACAAAACCUGCCGUCGCCGACGUUCACACCACGGCGGGUGAUGCCUCGCCUACUUCCGCUGCCCGUGAAGCCGACGCCAGCGCAUUACCGGUCGAAAAAGAAGCUGAACAAGUCAGCACAAAACUAGCAUCAACAGGCGCCAAGACCCAGGUCGUGGAGACCACCGACAGCAAGACAACUCCCAGAGCACAGGAUGCUGCGAGUCACACCCCGGAAACGACAGCUGCCGAAGCGAAAGCUGGCCCCGUGGCUCAAAGCAGUGCGCCGGCUGCAUCAGAUUCUGCCCCUCCGACAUCCGCAGCAACCCAGCACGCCCGGAAUGUCAGCAGUUCUAGUGCUGCAAAGGGACACGAGAGAAACACAAGCGCAGCAGGACCGGGUAUUGCCGGAUUUUCGCAUCACCAGGCAACAACCAAGGAGGAGGAUAAGGAGGAUGACAAAGAGGAAGACCUGGGUUGGCAAGAGAUGCCGUCCUAUGCGCCGUACGACAUUUAUGACGACGAUAAUAAACUUGUUGCCAAGGAGCACACCGAGGAGGAAGAGGCGAAGGAAGCAUACGGCUAUGGUGGUCUCGGCGGUGCGGGUAGGGGCUACACCCGAGUCAUCAUGGAUGAUGAUGCGGAAUCUGCGACCAGCAUGGACGACAACACAAAGUAUCUGUUCAAGGAGGUCAACGGCACGAGCUUGACGGAGGAACAGGACGAGCAACGCGAUGCCGUCUCCCAGAUGCAGGCGACGAAGGACCUCCUCACCGAAGGACAACGCGUGGCCUACGUGGGCCUGGUGCGCAUCGAGAUAUUCCAGCUCGUCAGGGCGGCGGAGACCAUUGAGCAGACCAGGAGUUCCAAGAAAUGGGUGACAUUGGGAGCCGAGGCAACCAAAAUGUGGGGGCAGAAGAUGAUGAUUCGGGUGUAUGCGCACAUGGACAUCAGCGCCGCCGAGCAGGUCAUGGUGGAGCAGCUUGCUGAUCACGGCGUGAUUCCAUCCGACUUGACGCCCGUUUUGAUGGCAAACGCCCGGGUCAAGAAUCCCAUGGCAGGCAAGACGGAGAGCACAGUCACAACGCCAGCAGACCCGAAUCGAAGCUCCAUGUCUUUGUCGGCUCCGAAAGACGCUCUCAAAUCGCCAACCUCCCCCAGGAGUCCUGCUCCGCCAGCUUCACCUAUCUCGCCAGAGGAUGAAGAGGUUGCGGAGCCCCCGCCGCCAUACGAGGCUCAUCCCGACGGCGAGAUGCCCGACGUGAAGAUUCCCUCGGAUCUCCCAUCUAGCGAGAAUCUCGAAAUCGAUUUGCGCUGGACAGUCCUGUGCGAUCUGUUCCUCAUUCUGAUCGCAGACUCGAGCUACGACGCCCGAUCCCGCGUCCUGCUGGAGCGUGUCGGUAAGAGUCUGCAGAUCGACUGGCUCGAAAUUCGCAAGUUUGAAAAGCGCGUCACAGACGCUCUGGAGAUGCAGCAGCAAGCCGAAAAGGAAAAUUGGAACGAGGAAGACCACCUAGAGGUGCGCAGAAAAGACGCUCUGAAGAAACGCUACGUGAUGAUGGGCUUGGCGACGGUAGGCGGCGGCCUCGUCAUUGGCCUAUCGGCAGGCAUCCUCGCCCCCAUGAUUGGAGUCGGCCUUGCCGCCGGUCUCACGACGAUUGGAAUCGGUGGCACGGCGCCCUUCCUCGGCGGCAUCGGUGGAGCUGCCAUCAUCACGACGGCUGCCGCCAGUUCUGGUGGCAUCGUGGGCGUUCGGGCGGCGAACCGAAGAACUGGUGCCGUCAAGACGUUUGAGUAUCGGCCCCUCCACAACAACAAGCGUGUCAACCUUAUUGUCACCGUUUCCGGGUGGAUGACGGGCAAGGUGGAUGACGUCCGUCUGCCGUUCAGCACUGUCGACCCCAUCAUGGGUGAUCUGUAUUCGGUGCUGUGGGAGCCCGAGAUGUUGAGGAGUACCGGUGACACAAUCAACAUUCUCGCCACCGAGGCUCUCACGUCAGGUGUACAGCAGGUACUCGCAAACACCCUGCUCACGGCUCUCAUGUCCGCCCUGCAGCUGCCGGUCAUCCUCACCAAGCUGGCCUACCUCAUCGACAACCCAUGGGCUGUAUCACUUGACAGGGCGUGGUCGGCAGGUCUCAUCCUGGCCGAUUCACUGAUCGACAGGAAUCUGGGCACACGGCCCAUCACCCUCGUGGGAUAUUCCAUCGGUGCCCGUGUCAUCUUUUCCUGCCUGCAGGAGCUUGCCCGGCGUGGUGCGUACGGCCUCGUGCAGAAUGUCUACAUGUUCGGUUCGCCGGUCAUCGUCAAGAAGGACGAGUUCAUCCGCGCAAAGUCAGUCGUCCCCGGUCGCUUCGUCAACGGAUACAACCGCAACGACUGGAUCCUGGGCUAUCUGUUCCGUCUCACCCACGGCGGCAUCCGACGCGUGGCUGGGUUGGCGGCCGUGGAAGACUGCCCCUGGUGUGAAAAUAUGGACGUCACGGACCUCGUCAAGGGCCACAUGGAGUACCGCAAGAUGAUGCCACGCCUGCUGCGAGAGUGCGGCUGGCUCGUGGAGAGCGAUGAGUUCACGGAGAUUGAGGACCCGGACCCGGAAAACCACGGACAGCGACAGCGCGAGCUGAUCAACGAGAUCGAGGAGGCGCGCAAGGAGCUCGAGAGGGAGGGUCAGCAGGCUAAGAAAAGUAGGUUCUCCAUCUUUGGGCGCAAGAAGAAGAUGGAGAAGGCCAACUGGGAGAUCUACGAGGAUUCAAACAAGGCAGGCGGGUCGGCAAGCAAGACAGAGGUCGAGGGCAGAGAUGGGCAGGAGGGCAGCAACCACGGCGUCCUCUUUGACGUGGAUGCGAUCCGGGCUGAGCUCGCCAAGGAGGAGAUGCAGGUCAAGGAGCUCCAGUCGACGCUGCCGCCGAUGAAGCUCGACCUCAGCGCGUCCCCGAACCCGCGGGACAGCCUGCGGGGCACCAGGAGCGCCGACGCGUCGUCGCUCAGCCUGCGACCGUCGCACGACACGCGACGCGUCUCGGAGGAUCCGUCGCCGCUCGGCUCGAGCCGCGGGCGCAUUGCGUCGUCUUACUACACGGACCCGGACCCUACCGGGAGGAUGAGGUGUCCAUGA